Messenger RNA from Actinia tenebrosa (Australian red waratah sea anemone), 2388 nucleotides. RefSeq names its product tRNA wybutosine-synthesizing protein 2 homolog. Gene Ontology annotation, cellular component: cytoplasm. Gene Ontology annotation, molecular function: tRNA methyltransferase activity. Lineage: Eukaryota; Metazoa; Cnidaria; Anthozoa; Actiniaria; Actiniidae. The record is from RefSeq and is a predicted model, not a curated record. Gene Ontology annotation, biological process: wybutosine biosynthetic process; tRNA methylation.
GGCGGACGACAGAAGGUGAUAAAAUUGAAGAAGUUUAUUUCAACGAUUGAUAAUUAUCUUUUAGCCAUGGAUAUUUUAGAUGAUGAAAGCAAAACUUGGUGGCUCAUUUGCCCUUCAAACCAUACAAAAAGACUCAAGCUAACUUUAGAGAAAUUGUCACUCUACAAUCAUCAAAGAAAGAUAUUGCCUUUGGAGGAAGACAAUGGUAAGCUAGCAAUACCUUUGAAAUACGAAAAGUUUCAAGACGUUUUGAACAAAGAUGAAGAGCUCAAAUCUAUAAUAGAAGAUUUCAACGUAACAAUUGAACUCAAAUAUCUUCCCCCACAAAAGAGUAACAAGUUAAAACCAAGAGACAAGCUCUGUGAAUCUGUUCGAGAAUUAUUUCUUCGCAAAGGAUUAGUUUUUAAGGAAGAUCUUUAUCAAGAUCUACCAAGUCACUGGGAAAAACAUGGAGACUUGGUUCUUCUUUCUGACCAGUGCUUCCUAUCUGAAGAAUGGUUGCACGUUGGGAAUGAACUGUGGACAGUCACUGCUGAAGCUCUGGGUGCUAAGAGGCUUGGUAAAAAAUCAGCUAUCAGAGAUAAUGACUUCAGGAGCCCAAGUGUGUGUCUCCUUUCUGGUGUAGAUGGGUGGGUGUCCCAUGUCGAUAAUGGGAUUACAUAUACCUAUGAUGUUACCAAGUGUAUGUUCUCGUCUGGAAAUAUCACGGAGAAGAUAAGAGUUGGGGCCCUUGAUUGCAGUGGGCAGACUGUCGUUGAUUUAUAUGCAGGAAUUGGUUAUUUUGUUCUUCCAUAUCUUGUGCAUGCUGGUGCCAGCAUUCUUUACGCAUGUGAGUGGAAUCCACAUGCUCUGGUUGCACUCAGAAGAAAUCUAGCAAUAAAUCAAGUGGACAAAAGGUGUACAGUAUAUGAAGGAGACAACAAGAUGUUCCCACAUAAGGGGAUUGCAGAUCAUGUCAAUUUGGGGCUUAUUCCAUCCAGUGAGGGGGCAUGGCCAGUUGCUUGUGCAGCAUUGCAUUCAGAUCAUGGUGGAUGGCUUCACAUACAUGGCAAUGUAGCAUCUAGCAAGAAAACAACAGAUGAAGAUCAGAUACGAGAAGACACAACACACACCAUGAGCUCACCAUCCUGUAACCAGAAGAUAAAACCAGAAUGGAAGGAAUGGAGCAGCUAUGUGUCAAAGAAGAUCACAGAAUUGCUGCUGCAUGAGAAUCCAUCAAGAGCAUCUACGUGGGAAGUCAGUGUACAACAUAUUGAGCAUGUCAAGUCGUAUGCUCCACACAUUGAUCACUUGGUUCUAGAUGUUAAAUGUGUACCAUUACUAGAAAAAUAGAAGCUACCUAUAGAAUUAUUUCAAAAAAGGUUGGUGAAGUUUUUGCUGCAUGCUGCAUGUUACAUGCCGCGUGUUACAUGUUGCAUGUUACGUGUCACCUGUUGCAUGUUGGCAUGUUGCAUGUUGCAUGUUACAUGUCGCCUGUUGCAUGUUGGCAUGUUACAAUUUGCACGCUUGUUGCAAGUUGCAUGUUACGUGUCACCUGUUGCAUGUUGGCAUGUUGAAAGUUACAAGUUGCAUGUUGCAAGAUGCAAGUUGCAUGUUGUAUGUUUCAUGUUGCAUAUUGCAUAUUGCAUAUUGCAUCUGGUUCACUAAGCUUGAAAUGUAUUAUUUUCAUAUUUAAAUAAUGUCAGAACAAAAGAAGUAUACCGGAGGAAUAUAGAACCAGAGCAAACUUGUUGUUUCUAUAUGAAAUGAUUUUCCAGCUGAUCUGAAAUAGUGACGUAGAAUGACAUUACUGCAAAACUGAAAUGUCAUGAAGCCUGCACAAAAUGACCAGUGAAAAAUAAAAGCCUGUCCACCAUUGCAAUAACAAUAUAAAACUCCUUAGUUAUUGUGUUCCUGCCAUCAACCUCGUGUUAGCAACGUUAUUAUUUUUCAUUUGGUGGCUUGGAAAUCCACAAUUUCAAGUGGAAAAGUGACACCUCUUUGCAAAUUUUCUAGAUUCUAAUCGGAUAACAAAUUUUUUUCAGAUCAGCUGCCGGGUUAUUUUUAACUAACAAUGGUAACACAUAGCAUAUAUAUUCAAGUGAUGACGUCAUGUUAAUUAAUUUUCACUGUAUCAUAUUUUGGUUCCUAGUUUCGAUAGACAAUCAAAAAAGAGGUUACACGAAGAAUUUGUAAUAAUCGGUCAAAUAGCAGCUGAGAUUCGUCCUUUUGAAUAUAAUUUCCCCAUACAAAACACUGUAUUAUCGGCUCUGUUCCAAAGGUUGGCUGGUUAUAUAUAAGAUAUAACAAAAAGAGACUAAUGAAGAAUCUUUUGUUAGAUUCAUCCAAGAUGGCAGCUAUGAAAAUCGACAAUUCAGAUGAGAUAUAACGCAUGAUAGAAUACUCCAA